CUUCUGCUCCUUCCAGCAGAGCUACGCCUGCAGAUCUACAACCAUUUUUUCUCUUCCACUCCCUUUACCUAUGGCAAACUCAACCAGAUGGCGCCGGCAUCCAAUCACCUGGCGAUCCUGCGCUCGUGCCGUCUUAUCAAUCGAGAGAUCGAUGACUCUUGGCUCGGUCAAGUAUUGUUUGCUUUUGAAAACGUCACAGAUCUGCUCAACCAGCUCUCCCCAGCGCCUAGAAGGAUGAUUGAGCAGAUUCGUCGAGUCCGCGUUGGCUCCAGCCCGCUCACACAGUCAAUAGGCGAUGGCCAAGAAACAACAUACAAACUCCCCUGGGCCCUCGACCUGAUUCCCGGUCUAUACCUUGAUACACUUACAGUUAUCAAUACCGAUGGUCCUGAGUUGGCUUAUGAGAAUGUGAACUAUUUAAUUAGGUUCGGCAGUGGAUGGAGGGAGCUGCACUUCAUCACAGGAAACUCGGAAAUGCUUGCCUUCCCUCGGAGAUCGAUCGAGCAUAAUGAAACCACACAAUUCCAAUGGCGCGAUCCUCAGCCUAGCACCUGGAUCAGAGACCUAGCUUUCCGAGAUCAUGUGCACUCUGAUGCUUUUGUCAAGAUCUACCGGUCGACUCAAUCGAACGCCCCAGGCUCGGUCAUGGACCCCAACUCUCGCGAAGUUUUCGAGCAGAAGCCUCCAUCCCCUGAAAAUUCCGAGUUCUUUGGGAUUGACAAAGACGCCCAGCUUAUGCACCCAGAUGAAAUCGGUAAGGAGUUACUGGUGAUUGUAAGACGUGGAAAAGACGUUGAUAUUAGCGCAGAUGAA
This is a messenger RNA of Aspergillus steynii IBT 23096, 813 nucleotides long. RefSeq lists its product as uncharacterized. NCBI's taxonomy places the organism in Eukaryota, Fungi, Ascomycota, Eurotiomycetes, Eurotiales, Aspergillaceae. The transcript has a single exon. The record is from RefSeq and is a predicted model, not a curated record. The annotation marks the transcript as partial.